Messenger RNA from Hevea brasiliensis (rubber tree), 1308 nucleotides. RefSeq lists its product as uncharacterized. The record is from RefSeq and is a predicted model, not a curated record. The transcript is spliced from 4 exons. Lineage: Eukaryota; Viridiplantae; Streptophyta; Magnoliopsida; Malpighiales; Euphorbiaceae. Bases 1 to 1308 code for a protein of 435 amino acids.
AUGCACAGAGUCCGUGAUCGUGAGAUAUGCGUACAGAAAUUCAAGCUCUAUAUAAGCAUCCAUGAAUUGAAGCAUAUUUCUUUGGUGAAAAAGUGGAUACGUUUAGCCAUGAAACGAAGUGUCAGAGAGGUAAAAGUGCAUACACCGAUGCCACCGUUUUUGAUACGUAUACACACUUUACCUCAAGAAAUCUUUGCUUGCAAAUCAGUAACAGUUCUGAAGUUAUGCUGUUGUGAUUUAAGGGGACUCUUAUACAAAGCCAAAGGUGCUAUUAAGUUGCCCUCUCUGCAUAAUUUGUCUCUCAACCAAGUUUUUGUUGAUGAAUUCACUGUCAAAGUUCUUUUAUUGAGCUGUCCCUUGAUUGCACGCUUUUGUUUCAGGAACUGCAAGGGCGACUUCAAUGAUCUUUUCGUUGCAGGACUGGAAAAUUUGAAGAUACUGAAGUUAAUCAUGCCGAAAAGCGGAUUUGAAGAACUCGAGAGAGUUACUAUUGUAGCACCAAGUCUUCAAAGUUUAACUAUUAGUGGUGAUGCAGUUAUGAUCAAAGCACAUAAGAUUGGAUCAUUGCAAGAUGUUAGAAAGGAUAAAAAUUUCAAGCCAUCAUCUCAAAAGCUUGACAAUAAGGGAUUGUCAUCUUUAACCUUGAAAGGGGUAGAUAUGGUUACUGAUGAGUUGUUCCAUAACCUGAUGUCUGAACAUCCCCUUUUUGAAACCUUACAGUUGGAUCAUUGCAAGAUGUUAGAAAGGAUAAAAAUUUCAAGCCAUCGUCUCAAAAGCUUGACAAUAAGGGAUUGUCUCUAUCUGGAGCAUUGUGAAAUUGUUACUCCAAAUUUACUGUCUUUCGAAUAUGAUGGGAAUUUGAGUGCCUUUUGUGGUGGUUUUAUCUAUGCCCCAUGUCAGUGGAAAGUGAAACUUGAACUAGAUUGUGACAUCUUAUGGUUAUGUGAUUUGGAGUCUUUGGUUCAGGGAAAAAGAUUUAAAGAUCUGACGCUAUCAAUCUCUUCUGAAGAGAUUUCAUCAUAUUAUGAUGAUGAUGAAAAAAAGCCAUUAGCAAUCUCUCCAUGUUGCGAGGUGGAACACUUGAGUUUAGGAACAGAUGCAUCACAGUCAAGUUACAAAGCAAUUAUAGAAGGCCUAUUUUCUAUUUGCCAACCUAAGAUUCUUUCUGUAGCAUCUACCAUCAAGUCUGCAAACAAAUUCAUUAGGGUUGCUAACAACUCGAGAAUUCUUUGGUUGCUUGUAUGUGAAAAUCCAAUGGACAUCAAGGACCCAAAUUGCUGCAGCUUCAGAGAACAAAAAUGUUGGUGA